Molecule: messenger RNA, 598 nt
Organism: Anastrepha ludens (Mexican fruit fly)
Lineage: Eukaryota; Metazoa; Arthropoda; Insecta; Diptera; Tephritidae
Exons: 3
Coding region: 41-598 (185 amino acids)
Source: RefSeq, a predicted model, not a curated record
UAUAAUAAAGCAAUUAAUAAAAAUAUUUAAAAUUAAUGAAAUGGAAAACGAAGUAAAUGUAACAGGUUAUGAUGAAAGCAGUCACAUGUCGUUUUUAGAGGGCAGUGGGGCUGAUUUACUAACAAAUGUUUCUAAUACUCCACUAUGCAGUGAGAAUGAGGCAGAUAAAUCAAAUUUACGGGAAAAUCUCCGUUUUGACAGUGAUGACUCAGUCCUAGAUUCCGACUAUGAGGACUCAACUUCUGCUAAUAAUGGAAAUAGUGGCAAUUUAGACGAUGGUGAACUGCUCAACGAGGCCCCAACUACAUCCCAAAGAGCUUAUUCGAGGAAAGAAUCAUGCACAAGACGGAACUUGGGAAAGGCAUACGUUAAUGUAAAGGGUGUUGUUGUGUCGGAAAGAAAAUUGAUACCUCUUAUUAUUAAUUGUCGCAUGAAAUGCGAAUCAAAGGAAUCGGAUGAUAUUCUACUACGUGAUUUAGAAAAGGAACUCUUAGCCCAUCAGAGUAAAGCAGAUUUUGCAUAUGAGUCAAAAAGAAAUGACAAAACUUGCGCUUCCGAUGAUCCCAAAGUUAAAGUGUAUACUUUUGAUUUGCAGUAA